Molecule: messenger RNA, 2012 nt
Organism: Cucurbita moschata (crookneck pumpkin)
Lineage: Eukaryota; Viridiplantae; Streptophyta; Magnoliopsida; Cucurbitales; Cucurbitaceae
Exons: 6
Coding region: 115-1230 (371 amino acids)
Source: RefSeq, a predicted model, not a curated record
GAAUUAAGAUCUUAUUCUGGAAAGCAGUUUCCUUAAUCGACUCAUUGCAAAGUAAAAGUUCGAACAAAUCGUUACUAUCUGCUUGCAUUCUUGGACAAUUUCUAUUCAGGUGAUAUGACGGGAAACAUACCUGAGAUCCAAAGUAGAUGUGUAGAGAAUGAUACUUGUCUUGCUGACAAUGCAAAUGCUUCUGCUGGUUCUCCUAAAACUUCUCCAGAAGUAUUUCCAUCUGCUAUUGAAUUCUAUGUCUGGUCUGAUGAGGGGAUUAAUCUGUUCGUGGAUUUAGAUUCUAGCCCUUUGGACUGGACCGAAAGAUUAAAAAAUGAGGUUUACAUCUGUGAGAGCAUCUACAGAGACAAAUGUCUGCAACAGAAUCUCUGUUGGUUUAAAGGUCAUAAAGAAUUUGCCGAGUGUUUUCAGUGGAACAAUCAUCCUGGCCUAUUGAAGGAUGACUAUUUACAGAAAGAGGCUCCAUCCAGUUCGAACCUGAUGACAGAUAACUGCAUGGUGAUUGACCAACUAGAUGAAGCUAAUGGAUCUGUAAUCUUCUCUGCAAUUACGUCUCGUGCCAUUAAUGCAGAUGCAUCUGAGCGUAUAGAUGAAGAUCAGACAAUCAUUUCUUCUGAAACUGAUUUUGAUGUGCAGAACCAGAAACUUGCUGGGUCUGAAAUUUGUACCGAAGAGGAUAAUCGUGAAAUGAAUCUUGAUAAUGAUAUGAACAAUGCUUUACGAAAAACAGAUAUUUCUGAUCCAGUUUCUGGUGGUCCAUCUAGUCUUUCCACAUCAGACCAUCAAAAUCUUAUACUUGAAACUGAUAUUUGCGAAACUUCAACACUACAGAAUAGCUGCCGUAUUUUAAAUCUCUCUGUGGAUAACCCAGGAAGCUUAGCCGCUGGUCCUAUGGACAUGGAAUCAUCAGAUAUUGAACAAUGCCCUACAGACGUUUCUGAUUACAGCUUGCAAACAAGUGCAGAGAAGUUGGAGAGGAACAACUUAAGUGCUACAAUGGAGAUUUCAGAACACUCUCAAUUUCCUGAAUCUUUGGAGAAGCCGUUGCCUGUAUCUCAUAUUCUCGAGCCUAAUGGAGCACAUAAGAGGAAGAAACUCACUAAAAAUGAAACAAGACGUUGUUAUAGUGAACCAGAUAGAAGAGUUUUAAGAAGUGUAACUAAAAAACGGGGGCUGCCUAGAAGAUCCAGGCGGCUCAUUUUAAAGACUGUGAGUUCGUAAAGUGCAUUGGGACAUGAUGGAACAUGGAAGGAUCGGUUUCUUCACAUCUACAGUGGUCUAAGGAAGAAUCACAUUAAUAAUGUAGGUGUCCAGAUUCGAAAUUCUUAGAAUUGUGGAUUGUCUUUGCUGUUGUCAUGGGAUUGUUUCCAUCCGAAGAAAAUGCUUUCAAGCGUCGAUGAUCGAAGAUCGCACAGAUUUCAAAGGUUAACUUUCGUGUUUAUGCAUUUUCAAAAUCGAAUCGGUCAAUUUUAGGGCCUGUUUGGAAUGCUUUUUCAAGUAGUUAAAAAAUGAUCUUUUCAAAAUGAACAUAGUACGAUGGUAAUUGACGUGUACUACUUCUCUUAACUUAAAGUCUCCGUACUCCACUUGUUAUAAGUGUUUCACUAUAAAUAGAUAUGUGACUCUUGAUAACAUUCCGUGAGAUAUGGUUUUUCCCUCAGGAAACGUGUCUUGUUUUAACCUAAAUAGAUAGAUCCCUAUCGCCCCUUAGGAGACGUGUCUUGUUUUUCCCUCACCCCAUUAAAUACAAACCUAGGUUUGCGAUCUUUGAUGAUACUUCCAACUGCCCCUAACAAGAUUGACAUUUUGUGUCCCUAAGAUUGUAACUUGUUGCAGGUUGCGUUGAAUCAAACAUCUUUUCCCUGGGAAAGAACAAGCUUGUAUGCAGGUUUCUUCUUUAGUUGGAUGGCAAGAACUCUUUAUCAUGUUAUGUAAUUCUUUAGUGACACAUUUCUGAGAUCAUUAUAUGAUGAUACUCACUUUAAUAAAAAUGAGUUUCAGAA